GGGAGGCGGAGGUUCGGUUAGCCAGACGCGCCGCGGCGACGAGAAGGAGAGCGGCUGCCGGCUCCUGCUCCGUUGCCCCGCCGCCCCGGGAGACACUUAGCCUUUGUCAAUCUGGUAUCUUUGCCUGGAGGACCGGCUGCUGAUUCUUUGUCGCGGUCGGGCUAGGGGUUUUUUUAAAUCGGGGUGCUGUGAGGCAGUUUUUAGCCGUUAGGUGAUGUGGUAAUGGUGGGUGCCCCAGCCCUUGGGCCUUCCUGAUCGCCACCCAUUUUCUUUUCUUUUUUAAUGCCCCGUUUGCUUCCCAAGAGGUUUCGGUAGAUGAUUUUGGGAUGCUUGUGGAGAGAAGUGACUAGUUAACUGUUUCUUAGUUCCGUUCGCGCCACAGGCUUUGUUGUUGUUUUAGUGUUGGGGUUUCUGAGCGUUUGUGGACGUUUGUGGUGAUCUGGAGCUGAUCGUGGGGGCCGGGGGAAGGUUUCGGAGCUUUAAUUAGAAAUAUUAAGUUGUAGCAUCUAGUAGCAUCAAAGGCCAGUCGUACAAAAAUGGGAUGGAUGUAGAUGUCAGGUACACCAGGGGUUGGAAAAACCACACUAGGCAAAGAACUUGCAUCAAGAUCAGGCCUGAAGUACGUUAAUGUGGGAGAUCUAGCUCGGGAAGUCUGAUCACCGGAUAUCAUGGAGUCUGGCAAGAUGGCGUCUCCCAAGAGCAUGCCGAAAGACGCACAGAUGAUGGCACAAAUCCUGAAGGAUAUGGGGAUUACAGAGUAUGAGCCAAGAGUUAUAAAUCAGAUGCUGGAGUUUGCCUUCCGAUAUGUGACCACAAUUCUAGAUGAUGCUAAAAUUUAUUCAAGCCAUGCUAAGAAACCUACUGUUGAUGCAGAUGAUGUCCGAUUGGCAAUCCAGUGCCGUGCUGACCAGUCUUUCACUUCUCCUCCCCCGAGAGAUUUUUUAUUAGAUAUUGCAAGGCAAAGAAAUCAAACCCCUUUGCCAUUGAUCAAGCCAUAUUCAGGUCCUAGAUUGCCACCUGAUAGAUACUGCUUAACUGCUCCAAACUAUAGGCUUAAGUCUUUACAAAAAAAGGCACCUACUCCUGCAGGAAGAAUAACGGUUCCAAGGUUAAGUGUUGGUUCAGUUUCUAGUAGACCUAGUACUCCCACACUAGGCACACCAACUCCACAAGCCAUGUCUGUGUCAACUAAAGUAGGCACUCCAAUGUCCCUCACAGGGCAGAGGUUUACAGUACAGAUGCCUGCUUCUCAGUCCCCUGCUGUAAAAGCUUCCAUUCCUGCAACACCAGCAGUUCAGAAUGUUCUUAUUAAUCCAUCAUUAAUUGGGUCCAAAAACAUUCUUAUUACUACUAAUAUGGUGUCACAAAAUACAGCCAAUGAGUCGGCAAACGCACUCAAAAGAAAACGUGAAGAAGAAGAUGAUGACGAUGAUGAUGAUGAUGAUGACUAUGAUAAUUUGUAAUCUAGCCUUGUCGCCUGUAACUAUUCUUGGUCUUGGAUCCAUUGUACUGAAAUUGAAAAAGCAUGUUAGCUGUUUUAAAGCUGUACUUUAGAAAGUGGUAUUUAAUACGUACACUUACUAUACUUUUGGAUUGAAAUGUUCAGUUUUACUAGAACUAGUAAUGGUUUUUCAUCGACCUUUAUGCAUAAAAAAUAAAAUUGUCAUUUAUCAGUUUGA
This is a messenger RNA of Rattus norvegicus (Norway rat), 1679 nucleotides long. It is a transcript of the gene Taf9, whose product is annotated as TATA-box binding protein associated factor 9. The coding region runs from base 669 to 1463 and encodes 264 amino acids. Lineage: Eukaryota; Metazoa; Chordata; Mammalia; Rodentia; Muridae. Gene Ontology annotation, molecular function: protein heterodimerization activity. The record is from RefSeq and is marked validated. The transcript is spliced from 3 exons. Gene Ontology annotation, cellular component: nucleus. Gene Ontology annotation, biological process: DNA-templated transcription initiation; chromatin remodeling.